Molecule: messenger RNA, 2220 nt
Organism: Toxorhynchites rutilus septentrionalis
Lineage: Eukaryota; Metazoa; Arthropoda; Insecta; Diptera; Culicidae
Gene: Ns4
Product: guanine nucleotide-binding protein-like 1
Exons: 4
Coding region: 209-1984 (591 amino acids)
Molecular function (GO): GTPase activity; GTP binding
Source: RefSeq, a predicted model, not a curated record
GUAGCACACUUAAGUGUGCAUAAAUGACGAAACAAUUUUGACAGCUGAAAUAAAUUUCCCAACGUUUGCUAAUCAACUUGGGUUACCUUUUCGCUAACGGCACAUUCGCGUGUUUGUUUUGAUAGAAAUCUGAUAUGAUCGACAUUUCAAGGGAGUGCCAAAAUAAAACGUAAAAUCCUGCUGUUUCGUAAGUCGGAAAACUGCAAGUAUGCCCCAAGGAAGAAGAAAGGUUCCGUUCAGCGGAAAACAGAAGAAGCAACAGCUUCUGGUUAAGAAACAGGCCAAAUCGAGCACUUCCCAUAACAUCAUUCGAAAGCUGCACGAUGAGGAAUCAAGCGAUGUCAGCGAAGAUAGCGAUAUUCCAAAGUCAUUUCCUGAUAACGUGGAAAAAAUUAAUAUGCAACCCAUGAAGGAUCCCCGCAGUAAAACCAACCGGUUCGUGCUGCAAUUUCAACGCGAGACGGGCAAGCAACUCCGUGAGCUGAAGGAGGAAGCCAGAAAUGCACUUGUGCCGUGCAGCGAAGAGGAAAUGGAACUGGGGGACAACUACUUCGUGGGAUACGAUUUUCCUAAGCGACCGAAAUGGACCUUCGAGAUGUCCAAGGAGCAAUUGGAUGCUAACGAGAACCGGUACUUUUUUAAAUACAUCACAUAUCUUGAGAAGACUCACUACGAUGACAUGAAAUCGUUAAGUUUCUGCGAGCUAAAUUUGGAGACCUGGCGUCAACUGUGGCGUGUGCUUGAACUGUCUGAAAUGGUGCUUGUGAUUGUGGAUGCGCGAUUUCCGACCCUAAUGUUCCCACCCUCGUUAUACCACUACGUGACGGAGGAUGUGGGUAAGCGCAUGAUUUUAGUAAUGAACAAGGUAGACCUUGUCGAACCUGAAGUAGUGCUUGCUUGGAAGCGCUACUUCGAGGAGAAAUACAGAGAUAUCAAGAUUGUGCUUUUCACGUCUUAUCCUUCGUACAACUUGCGUGGCAAGCGAGAGAAUAGUCAAGGUCUGAAAAUACGUCGCCGCAAAGGUCGAAUGCGUAUGGCUGCCGAAGGUGCUCAACAGAUCUAUAACAUCUGUCAGGAGUACGCAGGCAACGACGUCGACCUGAGCUCGUGGCAGCAGAAAAUCCUCGAAGAGAGAAGUGCUCCCAUGGACAUAGACGGAGAGGAUGACGAACCAGUGGAGUCAGAAGGGGUUCACGAGGAGGAAAAAGAUUUCUCGUUCGAGGAAUUAGUAAGAUUCAAAAAUGGUGUGCUAACCAUUGGAUGCGUAGGGUUUCCUAAUGUGGGAAAAUCAUCUCUCCUCAACGCAGUAAUGGGCAAAAAGGUCGUUUCGGUCAGCAGAACACCGGGUCAUACGAAACAUUUUCAGACAAUAUUCCUCACGAACACGGUUCGUUUGUGUGACUGUCCCGGCCUGGUGUUUCCAUCUUCCAUCCCGAGAAGGCUUCAAGUGCUGAUGGGAAGUUAUCCAAUUGCCCAACUUCGUGAACCGUACGCAUCGAUUAGAUAUCUAGCCGAGCGUCUGGAUCUACCAACUCUACUCAACAUGAAGCAUCCGGAAAAUGAUGCGAGCGGAGGCUGGUCUGCGCUCGAUAUAUCUGAUGCGUGGGCAAUUAAGCGGGGCUUCCUAACUGCGAAGACAGCAAGGCCUGAUACAUACCGCGCUGCCAACAGCAUUCUGCGAAUGGCUUUGGACGGGAAGAUUUCACUCUCCUUGAAACCAAUUGGAUUUCAUCGGAUGCGCGAAAGUUUGCGGAACGAUCCGGAACUGGCACUCAUCAGUCAAAUCCAAGCCCUGUCUGAUAACAGCACAAAAGAGGAUGAUGAUGACUACCUGUCGGACACCGAUACGGAAGAUAUUGCAGGCGCCGCGAGCAACGAUGCCGACAAUGAGGAGGAUGAGGAGGGUAAUUCGAUGCUGUCUCCCGUCAGCUCCAGCACGGCUAUGGCCAAUCCCUUCUCCUUGCUCAGCGGCAGUCCGGAAUGAAUGACGCGCCUGCGAGAAUAGAAGUUUUAUCAGCAUUUUUUACCUAUACGCUUUUCAUAUUUUAUGGAACCAAUGAAGUGAUUACAUCGUGGUACGAAUACUGAGAGGUAGCACCAGUUUGUUAUACAUAUAUAUAUAUUGUUGUUUCACCGUUUGUAAGUCUCUAUGCAUUUCUAUAGAAAGAACACUAUUUUGCUCAUGCAAUAAAAUUUAAAGCUCGCACAGAAUGUCGUUUU